UGCUUCUUCAUAAAAUUCCAUCCAAUCCAUCAACCGGAAUUACUCAACUUUUAAUAUUGUCUCGGCACAGGAUCCUUGACCAGUCCUUUUAAUCAACAAAGAAGCUACAUUAAUGGAGAUCCCAUCGGUCCGGUGGCUAUCCGAACUGGGAAUGGAGGACCCUGCCUUCAUUCAUGAAUGUCAGAUGGACUCUUUUGAUGGAUUCAGCACACAACAAAUAGCAGCUACGCUUGGGCAAGAUUUCCAGCACUCUUUCUCUUCUGAGAGUUUUUCCUCUUACCCGACUUUCAAAACACGAAGCAACACCGCCACACCGACCACCGCCUUCAGCGGUUCUUCCAUGGAUGCAUCUCACACCGGCGUCGAAAGACCUGCAAAGCAGAUCAAGACAAACAGUUGGAAUUCUUGCACCACCGAAAACAUAUCAUCCACGCCCGAAGCUUCGUCUUCUCCCAACAUUCUUUCUUUCGGCAACCCCAACUUGCCCAUCAAUCAAGCUCAGCAGUUGUAUGGUAAUCUAAUGGGUAAUAUGGACGAGGCGGUCUCAUCUGCAAACAUGAUCUUCCCAUCCUACGUGACCCAAAAUUAUGUGUUUAAACCCGGUCAUGGGACUAAGAGGAUGAAUUCGGCAACGACGAAACCUCCCUCACACACUCAAGAUCACAUAAUAGCAGAAAGGAAGAGGAGAGAAAAGCUCAGUCAGCGCUUCAUAGCUCUCUCGGCCAUUGUUCCAGGCUUAAAGAAGAUGGACAAGGCUUCUGUUCUUGGAGACGCUAUCAAGUAUUUGAAGCAACUGCAAGAGCGAGUGAAGAUAUUAGAGGAACAGACGGUCAAGAAAAGAGUGGAAUCUGUGGUGUUAGUCAAGAGAUCUCAGAUCUCGGCCGAUGAUGACAAUUCUUCCUCCGAUGAGAAUAACUUGGGUGGGGGUCGCUCCGAUGAUGAGGCGGCACUCCCGGAAAUAGAAGCGAGAGUGUCGGACAAGGACGUGCUCAUAAGAGUUCACAGUGAGAAACAGAAAGGAGUUGUUGCGAAGGCACUGGCCGAGAUAGAGAAACUCCACCUGACUGUUGUCAACAGCAGUGUCAUCCCCUUUGGGAAAUCAGCUCUCAAUAUCACCAUAGUUGCUGUGAUGGAACCCGAGUUCUCCAUGAAAGUGAAGGAUCUUGUGAGGCAUCUCAAUUCAGCUUUUAGACAAUUUAUGUAAGAAGAAUAAUACGAAUAAGAAAGAAGAAAGAAGAAGAAAUAUGUUAUGGAGCCUCAGUUCCAAUUGGUUUUAAUCAAAGUGUAUAGAAGAAGAAUAUCUUUUUUUGGCUUCUUUGUGGAUAGAAGCUUGGAAAGAUGAGGAAUUAAAUGAUGGUGGGUGGCUUACUGUCAGUCAGCUUAAGGUCCUCCAUUUUUUCUUCAGAAAGAAGUAAUCCAGUAAAAGAAAUCUGAAGAAAUAAAACAAGGCCUAAAAUUCUGCUGAUGAGUCCCCUUGUUGGCCCUGAGGUUCGUUUUGCAGGAGGGUUUUUUUUGUUCGUCCAUUUGCUCUGGUCUCCCUUUUUUUUUUUUUUUGCGCAGUCGACUUGUUGACCGCGUUUAUGUUGGGCAGUGAGCACCCCCACCUCACCUGUUAUUGUGGUAAACAAAACCUCGGGGCUUAUACUGGACAAUUCACAGUUCCAUUUUUUUAGUCUUUGUUUGACUUUUCAAUACACCAUCACUGGAUCCCCUGGUGGGCCGGGUCUCCACCCGUGUGAAAAUGGUCUAUCCAUAAUUUUUUUUUUUUUUUUCCUUGGUUUGGUUAGCACUAGCAGGUAGGAGUGCAGACCUUGAUUAAGAAGUUUGGUUUGAUUGGGAAUUUGGGAGGCUGCUGACUGAAAUUUUUUACCCUUCAGGUCAUUCAAUUGUAAUGUUCCUUUUUCUUCUUCUUCUUCUUUUUCUUUCAACAUGUAUUGACAUUAUUGUUUGUUUGAUUACCAAAAAAAAAAAAAGAAAAAAAACAUUGUUGUUUGUUGUGAGUUGUGACGUAAAACUGGU
Molecule: messenger RNA, 2019 nt
Organism: Nelumbo nucifera (sacred lotus)
Lineage: Eukaryota; Viridiplantae; Streptophyta; Magnoliopsida; Proteales; Nelumbonaceae
Source: RefSeq, a predicted model, not a curated record